Messenger RNA from Penicillium atrosanguineum, 339 nucleotides. RefSeq lists its product as uncharacterized. Bases 1 to 339 code for a protein of 112 amino acids. The transcript is spliced from 2 exons. The record is from RefSeq and is a predicted model, not a curated record. Lineage: Eukaryota; Fungi; Ascomycota; Eurotiomycetes; Eurotiales; Aspergillaceae.
AUGGACAAGAAGCAGAUUGGAGACUGCGUCAGAGUCGCACUGGCUCUAAAUAAGUAUGCGCUCAACCGGACAGUCAUAGAUCUGCAAAUGGACCUGACCUUCUUUCGCACCUUCUUCGUUGAUAACGACAAGCUCAGCAAACCACUACCAAUCACUCCCAAAGAAUUCGACGAUACCUCACCCGUGGUCGUCGUGGACUUCAGCCAUCACCAAGCAGCCGAGUUGCUCGGGGUUAGCAAGGUUAAGGGAGGAAAUAGGUCAAGUGAAACCCACCUGGCGGAUACGUGUGUUGUAUUCUAUCCCAGCCGAGGCACAGCCAAGAUCUGGUUGUCUGUGUAG